Messenger RNA from Beta vulgaris subsp. vulgaris (sugar beet), 2202 nucleotides. Its product is annotated as S-adenosyl-L-methionine:benzoic acid/salicylic acid carboxyl methyltransferase 1. Gene Ontology annotation, molecular function: S-adenosylmethionine-dependent methyltransferase activity. Bases 141 to 1244 code for a protein of 367 amino acids. Lineage: Eukaryota; Viridiplantae; Streptophyta; Magnoliopsida; Caryophyllales; Amaranthaceae. The record is from RefSeq and is a predicted model, not a curated record. Gene Ontology annotation, biological process: methylation. The transcript is spliced from 4 exons.
GUUACUAUAAAUUGUGCACCCAUUUCCAAACUUAGCUCAUUGCAUCAAGUUUAGCUACUGAAAAUGUUAGACUUGCAUUAAAAAAAGAGGUGUAAGAUUAGGUUAAUUACAAGACAGAGAGAGGGCGUGGUGAUGGGCUGAUGGCAACAACAUUAAAGCAAGUAUUUCGUAUGAAAGAGGGGACAAAUGAAAGUAGUUAUGCUAAAGCGUCUUACCUUCAGAAGGAAGUGCUAUCAUUGACAAAACCCCUAAGAGAAAAGGCUAUAAGGGAGUUCUACUACAGGGAACGACCAACAACCUUAUGCAUAGCAGAUUUGGGUUGUUCUUCUGUUGAGCUAAGCAACUUAAGUCCGGUGUUUGGACUCCUAGAAUCUGUUGAAAAUGCUCGUCGAGAGCUAGGAAAAGAGCCACAAGAGUAUCAAAUUUACUUGAAUGAUCUUCCAGGAAAUGAUUUUAAUACAAUCUUUAGGUCAUUGGGAAGCUUUGGAGAUAAGCUUAAACAAGAAAUGGGAGAUGAUUUUGGGCAUCAUUUUGUGAAUGGUGCUCCUGGCUCUUUCUAUGGUAGGCUUUUUGCCUCCAACCAUUUGCAUUUUAUCCAUUCUUCAUAUAGUCUUCAUUGGCUAUCUCAGGUACCAAAAGGAAUAGAAGACAACAAGGGAAAUAUUAACAUAGCAAAGACAAGCCCUCCUCAUGUGAUUAAAGCUUACUAUGAGCAGUUUGAAAGGGACUUUUGGUCGUUUCUAAGGUAUCGCUCUGAAGAAGUAGUGGUCGGAGGGAUGAUGGUGCUAACACUUAUAGGAAGGAAAACUCGUGAACCAUAUAGCAGGGAAUCUUGUUACUGGUGGGAGAUUCUUGCGUCAGCUCUAAAAGACAUGGUAGUUGAGGGUUCCAUAGAUGAAGAUAAGUUAAAUACUUUCAAUACCCCUUUUUAUGCUCCCUCAGAAGCAGAGUUAGGUUUUCUAGUGGAAAAGGAAGGUUCAUUCAAUCUCAAUAAUCAAGUUCAAAUUUCAGAAGUCAGCUGGAAACCAAAUGAACAACAUAAGAAUUCUCAUCCUUUUGAGUCAGAUCAUGAUGCCUUUACUAAAUGCAUAAGAGCCGUGACCGAAUACUUGAUCACAAGUCAUUUUGGAGAAUCCAUUGUAGAAGAGGUGUAUCACAAGUACAAGGAAUUUGUCAAAGUUUCAAUGGGAAAGGAGAACAAUGUGUUUAUCAAUAUUACAGUCUCAUUGACAAGAAAAGGUUGAUAAAUUGCCAUGGGAAGAAAAUUAAUAAUUGUUCUAAAAAAAGUUUUUGUACUAUUAUUUUAUACUCUUGCCAUAUUUCGAGCAAACUAAGGCAAAGUAAAAAAGAUAGUUCUAGAGAGAGGGGUCUCCCUUCUCUCUAGAAUUCUCCAGCCCCUCCAUCGCCUUUUUUCACAUAUUCUCUCUCUAGCUUUAUCCACCGUCUCGUUUCAUAGUCUCUCUCAACCUUAACCACCCCCACUACUUUGCCUCCUCCUCCACUGGAGAUCCGAUCCGUUCGCCGCAAAGAAGCGAGCUUCUGCCCAGUUCGAUGUCACCGCCAUCUAAUCCGACCGCCGCCGCUUGUGGCUCCGCAGCCGAUACGAGGAGACCAUAUGGCCAGAUCUGGAGCGAGUCAUCCUUCUUCCGGGCUUUGCUCCGAAAUUCUUAAAAUUCGAUCUACCGCCACCACCGACACAUCCCUCAUCUUGUCGGUGCCGUGUUUGGUGGUUGAUGGUCCGUCCCUCAUAGUCCCUGCCACCAAAAGGACCUGGACAGCGCCCUCAUGUUCCAGAUCUGGCGAUUUGAAGCUGAAGUGAGUGAUCCGCCUCCUCCACUGUUGUGGGGGUUGCUACGUAUUUGAGAAGUUUGCCUGUAAAGCUUCCUUGAGAAGUUAGAACUAGUUUUCCUUUUCUAUUUUCUUGUACAUUAGUUAUUUAGUAGUCUCUCCCUGAGAUAGGGAUUCUACUAAAUUUAGGUUCCUGGUGGAUAUUUUCUCUGAGAUAGGGAUCCACUAGUACCUCAUGUACAAAAAAAUACUCUUGCCAUAUUUGUAAGAUGCAAUUAUGUACCAUGCCAGUACUUUUAUCUAUAGAUGCUAUUUCUAAAUACAUCUUUUUGGUUAUAUACACACGAUGUAUUUUUGAUAUGAAAGUUGUCAUAAUUUCGCAUUAUUGCCAAUAAAUCAUAGUUUUCAGGUUGA